AUGAAAUUUGUAAGGCCAAGGCAAUAUGGUAUCUGUAUUUUUGGACCUGCUGUGCUCUCCGUUCCCACUGUAGAUCCUGGGAUACCCGCUCCUGAUCUCCGUUGGAUGUGGCGUCCUCGGAUAUGCCAGAAUCUGUCGGAGGCUCGCGAAGUGGUUGACGGUGAUGAGCGCAUUUCAGUGGGGAAAAAUCGGAAACGUCUGGUUAUCAGAUCUGCUCAACUACAGCACGAAGGAGUGUAUACCUGUUUGGCAUCCAAUGGACUGGGAGAAUCACUAAGUCCCUUCGUCGACAUUGUUAUCUUGGGUAAUUUGCACGUAUGCCAUUUUGGACACAUUUUACGUCCAGUGAAAAUUACCGAAAGGCCGAAAAUUCUGAAAACGUAUGACCUGUCCAGUCGGCCCUCGUCACCAAUCAAGCUACGCUGUGUGGCCCGUGGAAGGCCUCAGGUCCGCAUUCGUUGGUUACAAAACGGACGUCCGGUUGUUUCUGAAAACACACUUCCAAGACACAAUAAUGCAGGUCAGCUACAAGUCUUCCAAGUGCGACUGAAACAUGAGGCGGCCUGGUGCAGCACAUUCAGUUGCCUGAGAACAUCACAAACUAAAGAGUCAGCUGAGUUCCAGGAAGGCCCCAAUCACAUUGUCCUUUGGCAGACGCGCUGUGUUUACUUCGAAGAUCGUGAGUUCUACUGGGAGACACAUAGUGAACUAACAUUCCUCCAGCCGGUGUUACGAGAACAUGAAGGGAUUUACGCAUGCCAAGCGAGUUCGUCCAACGACACUUUUGUCAACGAAACUACAGAGCUCCAGUUAUUAUAUCCCCCACAGCUGAUCUAUUCACAACCGCUCAAAUUUUCCAUCAGACGGAAGCAUGACUAUUCGUUGCCAUCCGCAGAGUAUGUGACUGACUUGUUAAACGAUCAUGCAAUCAACAGCCAAGGUCAAUCAUUUCAAGGCGUUCGCGAAAGUGCUCUGCCAGACAUCAAACAAAACCUCUCGUGCUAUCUCCGAUCCAACCCGUUACCGUGGCGUGUUUUCUGGGAACGAGUGACUGACAGCACAAAUUCCUUGUGUUCCAAUAAACGGCCGCCCGUAACUGAACAGCACAAAUUCCUUGUGUUCCAAUAA
Molecule: messenger RNA, 1128 nt
Organism: Opisthorchis viverrini
Lineage: Eukaryota; Metazoa; Platyhelminthes; Trematoda; Opisthorchiida; Opisthorchiidae
Exons: 5
Coding region: 1-1128 (375 amino acids)
Biological process (GO): cell-cell adhesion
Cellular component (GO): cell-cell junction
Molecular function (GO): cell adhesion molecule binding
Source: RefSeq, a predicted model, not a curated record